Molecule: messenger RNA, 5863 nt
Organism: Sphaeramia orbicularis (orbiculate cardinalfish)
Lineage: Eukaryota; Metazoa; Chordata; Actinopteri; Kurtiformes; Apogonidae
Gene: lamb4
Product: laminin, beta 4
Exons: 35
Coding region: 187-5604 (1805 amino acids)
Biological process (GO): cell migration; axon guidance; substrate adhesion-dependent cell spreading
Cellular component (GO): laminin trimer
Source: RefSeq, a predicted model, not a curated record
UUUCACUCUCUCUCCCUCCUUUUCUCUCUCUCUGACAUGUUGAGCCUCAGGCUACAUUUGGUUCAAGUGUGCUGUUACCUGCCCAGGUGUGUUCAGUGUCUCAGCAGCAGCACCAGACAUAUAGUAAACUGAACGCAGAAACCCACCAGAGUCCAACGGGAUCUAACAGAUGUCUGUCAGCACACCAUGAUCUUCAUCCUCAUCUUCAUCAGUCUUUUUACGACAGUCCGAGUCCAGGAUUUCCCAGACCCCCAGGACCUGGAGGACCAGUGCUCCAUUGGCUCAUGUAACCCAGCACUCGGAGACCUGAUGGUGGGUCGAGAUGCUCAGCUCUCGGCUACCUCCACCUGCGGCCUGUACGGACCGCAGAACUACUGCAUCAUCGGAUACCUUGAGGAGGAACAAAAAUGUUUCACCUGUGACUCCAGGCAGCCAUUCGAUCGCUAUAGCAACACCAACAGCCAUCGCAUUGAGAACAUCAUUGCGACCUUUGAACCUGAGCGCAAACUGAAGUGGUGGCAGUCAGAGAACGGAGUCCAUGAGGUCAGCAUCCGACUGGACCUGGAGACGGUGUUUCAGUUCAGCCACCUGGUUAUAACUUUCAAGAGUUUUCGUCCUACAGCCAUGCUGGUGGAGCGGUCAAAGGAUUUUGGACAAACCUGGAAAGUUUUUCGUUACUUUGCGGAAGAUUGUUCUCUUCACUUCCCGUCGGUGUCCAGUCAGACACCAGACAGUAUCGACGAUGUGGUGUGUGACAGCAGAUACUCCGGUUCAGAGCCGUCGACAGAGGGAGAGGUGGUGCUGAAAGCUCUGGAUCCUAUCUUUGCCAUAGAAAACCCUUAUGCACCGCACAUACAAGAGUUGAUUACUGUGACCAACCUGCGAAUAAACUUCACUCGUCUCUUCACACUCGGUGACACUCUGCUGAGUCGCAGACGUAGAAACCCUCAGGACAAAUAUUACUACGCUUUAUACGACAUGGUGAUCAGAGGCAGCUGCUUUUGUAACGGACACGCUGCACGCUGCACACCUGUGGAUGGAGGACGAGGGGAUGUCUUCAGCCAGCCUGGCAUGGUUCAUGGACGGUGUGUCUGUCAGCACAACACAGCCGGACAAAACUGUGAGAGAUGCCAAGACUUUCACCAUGACUCCCCCUGGCUGCCAGGAGGAGAAAAUGCGGUUGAUGUCUGCAGGAGAUGCAACUGCCAUGGUCACUCAGAUUCAUGUCACUUUGACGUCGCUCGAUUCGAAGCAACAGGAGGCGUGAGCGGCGGCGUGUGUGAUAACUGUCGCAAUGACAGAGUAGGACCCCAAUGUGAACAAUGUCGACCUUUUCUGUACCAGGAUCCACAGAGAGCUCCUCAUGAUCCACAGGCCUGCAUACCGUGUGAGUGUGACUCGAUGGGGUCGCAGGGCGGCGGUCUGUGUGACCCACUGAAUGGUCAGUGUGUCUGUAAAGAAAACGUGGACGGUCAACGCUGUGAUCAAUGCAAAGAUGGAUUCUUUGGUCUGAGAGCAGAUGACCCCAUUGGGUGUCAGGCCUGCAGGUGUCAUACGGUGGGAAGUCUCAGCUCAUGUGAUAAACUGACAGGAAGCUGCGAAUGUGACCGUCUGGCGGUUGGGCCACUAUGUGAUCAGUGUCUGCCAGGUUUCUUUGGUUUGGGAAACACUGCAUUCAGAUGUUCACCCUGUGACUGUGACAUCGGAGGAGCUCACAGCAGCAUGUGUUCCCCAGAGGCUGGACAGUGUCACUGUCUACCUAACAUGGUAGGCCGCCGUUGCAGUGACCCCGCCCCAGGCCAUUUCCUGCCUCCACUCGAUUACUUUCUGUAUGAGGCUGAGCUCGGUGACCCUCUGUUUGAAGGAAGCUAUCCCUCAUCUACUUCUCCUCCUUCGUCCUCUUCUCUGCUCAAUCCGAUGAUUUUGCCAAAGUGUGAACAGUAUUACAGACAGCAAGGCUAUGACUUCAAGAUUUCAAACGGACGAGUUGUCCUGGUUCGGAGAUCUCGUCGUCAUUCCCGUCGCAGGAGACAGGGACAGCGCAGCAGUAUCCCUCUGGACCCGGGUCACGCCCUGCAGAUCAUCCCCCGUCAGAGAACAGCUGAUCGGCCUGUCACCUGGACUGGCAUGGGAUUGGUCAGAAUCUUGGAGGGGGCGGGGCUCAGGUUCACUGUGGACAACCUGCCAUCCUCCAUGGAUUACCAGCUGGUAAUCCGCUACGAGCCUGAGUCUCCUUCUGAUUGGCUGGCUUCAGUCAACAUCAUCCCACUGUCACCAGGCGACCAAGGCUGCAGCAGUGAUCCAACAGGAAGUAAAACUCUGAUUUUACCCGGAAACUCCAGAGGGGCUGUUCUGGACUCUCCAGUGUGUCUGAACACAGGUGCUCGAUACUUUGUGGAUGUCACCUUUAACAAACGUCCAGAAUCUGACCAGUCCACCAGCUCACACAUCCUGAUUGACUCGAUGGGUCUGAUCCCUAGCAUCGAGUCUGUUCAGGACUUUUGCUCUCAGAGCGACCUGGACUCUUUCCGACGCUUUCGUUGUGUUGGAUUGGCUGCUGAGCUUGGCCCAGAGGAGUCACUGCCUGAAACCUGCGACAACCUUGGCAAGAGCAUGUCAGCACGAGUCAACAAUGGAGCUGUUCCUUGCAAGUGUAACGUCAUUGGCUCUCUCGGACCAUCAUGCAGUAAACUGGGUGGGUUCUGUGAAUGUAAACCCAAUGUGAUUGGUCGUUGCUGUGACACCUGUGCACCACUCACCUUUGGCUUUGGACCCGGAGGCUGUAAACCAUGUGAGUGUGACCCCCGGGGUUCGACGUCAGAGCUGUGUGAUCAGGUCAGAGGUCAGUGUGCGUGUCGUUUAGAGGUUACGGGACGCCAGUGUGACCGCUGUCAGCCAGGAUACUGGGGUUUCCCACUCUGUCGGCCCUGUGAAUGCAACCAGAUGUCGGCCAUUUGUGAUGAAGAGACGGGGGAGUGUCUGAACUGCAGAGACCACACCACCGGGCCGCAAUGUGACACGUGUGUUCAGGGUUACUAUGGUGACCCCAUCUCCAGAAUCCCAUGUCAGCCCUGCUUGUGUCCGGACAUUUUGGGGAGUGGACGAUUCUUUGCCACUUCCUGUGAUCAGGACCCACAGUCUCUGAGUCUGACCUGCAGCUGCAGAGAAGGACACACAGGUCCAAGCUGUGAUAAGUGCAGCCCUGGUUUCUAUGGCGACCUGACCAAGCCAGGUGCCCGCUGUGAGGAGUGUCCUUGCAACGACAACAUCGACCCAGAUGACCGAGACGCCUGCGACAGUCUGACGGGAGACUGUCUGCGCUGUCUCCACAACACAAUGGGACCACAGUGCCAAGACUGCAGACCUGGUUACUAUGGCAACGCUCUGGUCCAGGACUGCAAAGAAUGCUCCUGUGAUCGGCGAGGGACUGAGGUGACUCAGUGUCCUCUGCAGAGUCCCUGUUUCUGUGACCAGGCCACAGGACAGUGUCCCUGUAGGACGGGGGUGGUGGGCGUCCUGUGUGACGAAUGUGAGGAUGGAUACUGGAACCUGGAUGGAGCGUCCGGCUGCCAGCCCUGCAGCUGCGACUCUGCUAACUCUGUAUCCAACGUCUGCGAUAAGGUGACAGGGCAGUGUCCAUGCCGUCCUGAGUUCGGAGGAAGACAGUGUGACGAAUGUGGAGAAAAUCAUUUUGGAAACCCAGACCUGCAGUGUGUCUCUUGUGACUGUAACUUGGAGGGAACUUUGCGUCCAUCCUGUGACCCUGAAACCGGUGAGUGCCUCUGUCGGGUUGGUGUCACUGGUAUCUUCUGCGAUGAGUGCGCUCCUGGUUAUGACUCAGAGUUCCCAGCCUGUAAGGAGUGCCACCCCUGCACCGCUCUGUGGACUCACGAUGUGGCUGACGUCCAGCGUGCUGCACAGAGGAUGAGAACCUUCAUCCCUCGGCCUGUUGAUGGCGUGGACCCCAGAGUGAGUAACCAACAGCAGAUGAUGCGGAAGAUACACUCACAGCUGGAUGACCUCAGAAACCUGACAGGAAAGUCUCCUGCAAAAGUGGAUAAGAUGGAGAAGCUGUGUAUGAAGAUUGGGAAACUGAAAGACAGCAUAGAUCCAAACCGCAUCCACAUCGACCCUUCUCCCCUCUUAAACACUGAAAUCGACAACAUUCGUCUUGAGUUUAAGAAGCUGCUGAACAACUUGAAGCAGAAAGUUGAUGAUCCAGAUGAUGAAGAUGAUGAAGAUGAUGAAGAACUGUUGGAUGAGAUCCAGAAACUUUAUAAAUCCUUCAUGUCAGAUGAGAAAAAGGCGAAAAACGGCAAACAAGCAGUAGAGGACUCAGCUGACACCCGACAGGAGAUCAAACACAAACUGAGCAUGUGCAGCAGCAGCAGAGACAUGAGCUCACUGGAGAAGAAGGUCAAUGCACUCAGCGUCGGUGACUUCAACCGAAAGAUCUGUGGAGAACCUGGCCUGGACGACUGCUCCGGAUGUGGAGGUGCUCUCUGUCGAUUUGGUUUUUGGAGGAGGAGGAAGUGUGGAGGCCCAGACUGUGAUGGCAUUGUUUCUGUGAGCCAAAAAGCUGUGGACACGGCAAAGAAAACGGAGGAGCAGCUGCGCACACUCCCCGUCAGACUGCAGGAGUCCAAAAACAAGAUCACAGAUACCAAACAGGCAGCUCAGGACACUAAAGACCAGGCCAAAGACCUCCAGGACCGGAUCCAGAACAACUUGGACUCCUUUGAGAGAGAGAAGAACAAAACCAAGGAGCUCAUUCAGAAAGUCAAGGACUACCUACUGGAUGAGAUGGUUCCUGCUGAGGAUAUUGAGAAAAUAGCACGAGCUGUUUUGAAAAUAGAGCUGCCUCGAUCACCUGAUCAGAUCCAAUCAAUGAUCCGUGACAUCAACAAUCUGCUCGCUAAUGCCGUCAACUACCAGAAGGACCUGAAGAGUUUGCAGGACCAGGCCAGGAGAGCCCAAGACCUGCUGAAGGAAGCUCUGGACCUUAAGGAGCGGACCAAGAGCAUCAAUGUGACGGACAUCCAAAACGACAUUUAUGAUGCAGAGAAAGCUCAGAGUAAAGCAAAUGAUGACCUGUCCUCAAGCAGCCAAAACAAAGACAUGAUCGUAGACCGACUCAGAGAUUUGAAUGACAAACUAGACGACAUUGACCAGAGGCUGGAUGACCCUCGACCUGCAGACCUGAUGGAUGAGAUCGAAGCCCUGAUGAACAAAACCGAGCAGAACCGAGAACAGGCCAGAGAGGCCAAAGAGGCUGCGGAGGCUGCUUUAGACAAUGCAAAUGAGAUUGAAACGGACACAUAUAAUGUGCUGAACCUGUUUGAGGUUUUAAAGCAGAAAAAGUCAAAUCAGACAGAGGAGGACGAAGCUGCUGACAGACUGAAGGAGAUGAUGAAGGAGGCGGAGAUGAUGAAAAAGCAGAUGGAGGAUAAGCUCCAACAGAUCGAAGAUCUAGAACAGAGGAUCCAGAAGCUCAUCCAACGUGAAGCAGAAAAAGAAACUGUGGUUUCUGACCUGUUGAAGGAGGCCGAUUCUCUGCGAGAGGCGAUCUCCAAAAAGGCAGAAGACUACAACAAAUGCACCUAAAGCCACUGUUUACUGACUGUUUGACCUUUGAACCUCAUACAUCUUGUUUUGUACUGAAUUUAUAUAAAUGGCCUAAAUGUUAUAAUCGGACAUGUUUAUUUGCAGAUGAUGUUGUUCUAUUUCUGUAUCACAGAAGCCUGAAUAUGUUCAUGUUGAGAAUCUUAAUAAUGAAAACUAUCUACACAUGCAAACCAUCAGUCUGCUGCUGUUUCUUACAUUUUCCAUGGUAAAAAAAACUAAGCAAACGUAAGUCCUUCUC